Messenger RNA from Acanthopagrus latus (yellowfin seabream), 5070 nucleotides. It is a transcript of the gene asap3, whose product is annotated as ArfGAP with SH3 domain, ankyrin repeat and PH domain 3. The transcript has 26 exons. The record is from RefSeq and is a predicted model, not a curated record. Gene Ontology annotation, molecular function: GTPase activator activity; protein binding. Bases 284 to 3331 code for a protein of 1015 amino acids. Gene Ontology annotation, biological process: positive regulation of GTPase activity. Gene Ontology annotation, cellular component: cytoplasm. NCBI's taxonomy places the organism in Eukaryota, Metazoa, Chordata, Actinopteri, Spariformes, Sparidae.
CCUCCCUCGCGGGGCGGACAAUAGCGCGCUGGCGCACCUCCACGCGCACACAUUCGCAGAGCGGAGUGUGAGCUCGGUGAAGACGCAGCGUCCUCCUCACAGGAAACUUUUCACCUCGGAGACGCUUUCGGGAGCCAGCGCUCGGCGGAACACGGCCUCUUCUCGGCUGCCCGCGGCGGAGGAGUAAACUGUCCACGUUUUCUUCAAAUGGGAAGUACAUGCGCGCGUAAAACUUUGGCUCAGUUUUCCCCUCAGUGAGUGUCAGACCCGCUUCCCUCGAAACAUGCCGGAGCGAAUCAGCAUUUCGGACUUCGUGGUCCUCACAAACGAGGAUAUGUCUUCUCCCGGGACGUCAAGCUUUCAGUCCAAAAUGAGCGACUGUCGGAACACAGUAUCGGCCGUGGAGGAGUCUCUGGAGACGGACCUCACAACCCUACAAAGGAUGAAGAAGAUGAUCAAAACUAUACACACUUCUGGACUCGCCCACGUGGACAACAAGGAGCAGUAUAUUGAGGUGCUGGAGAACUUGGGGAAUAGCCAUCUGACGCAGGACAACAAUGAAGUCUCCACAGGCUUCCUCAACCUGGCUGUGUUCACCAGAGAGGUCACGGCUCUCUUCAAGAAUCUGGUGCAAAACCUCAACAACAUCAUGGCGUUUCCUUUGGAAAAUGUGCUGAAGUCAGAAAUCCGGGACAGCAGACUUGAACUCAAGAAACAGAUGGAGAAGAGCUGGAAGGAGUACGACAUAAAAAUAGGGAAGCUAGAGAAGGAGAGGAAGGAGAAGGGCCGGCAGCUGGGGCUGAUCAGGACUGAGGGAUCCGACGGAGGGGAGGACAUGGAGAGAGAGAGAAGGGCCUUUCAGCUGCAAAUGUGUGAGUAUCUUUUGAAGAUCCAGGAGCUCAAGGUGCGUCAGGGCCCUGAUCUUCUCCAGAGCCUCAUCAAAUAUUUCCAGGCCCAGCUCAGUUUCUUCCAGGACGGGCUGAAAGCUGCGGAGAAUCUCGCUCCCUUCAUUGAGAAGCUGGCCGCAUCCGUUCACACGGUGCGUCUGGACCAGGACGAGGAGGUGAAACAACUCACUCAGUUGAGGGAUUCGCUCAGAUUGCUCCUGCAAGUGGAGGGAAAAGAGGAGUAUCUGAACAGGAAGAACUCUGGCAAUGGGUACAGCAUCCACCAACCACAGGGCAACAAGAAGUAUGGUACGGAGAAAUCUGGCUUCCUGCUCAAGAAGAGUGAUGGGAUCAGGAAGGUGUGGCAGAAGAGGAAGUGUGGAGUGAAAUUUGGCUGCUUGACAAUUUCCCACAGCACGAUCAAUCGACCACCGGCCAAGUUGAACCUCCUGACCUGUCAGGUGCGACCGAACCCCGAGGACAGGAGGACCUUUGACCUGGUCACCCAUAAUCGGACGUACCAUUUCCAGGCAGAAGACGAGCAGGAAUGUGUGAUUUGGGUGUCAGUGCUGCAGAACAGUAAGGAGGAGGCCCUUAACACGGCGUUGGGAGGAGAUCAGCUCCACCUCCAGGACAGCGGGCUCCAAGAACUCGCCCGAGCCAUCAUCGCUGAGCUUCGACACAUGCCAGGCAACGAGGCCUGCGCCGACUGUGGAGCUCCAGAUCCAACAUGGCUGUCGACCAACCUGGGAAUUCUGACCUGUAUAGAGUGCUCUGGCAUCCACAGAGAGUUGGGUGUCCACUACUCCAGGAUCCAGUCACUCACCCUGGACCUUCUGAGCACUUCUGAGCUUCUGUUGGCUGUCAGUAUUGGAAACACCAGAUUCAAUGACAUCAUGGAGGCGGGCCUUCCAAAUGAUUCUGUCAAACCAUUGCCACAAAGCGACAUGAAUGCCAGGAAGGAGUACAUUGUGGCAAAGUACGCUGAGCGCCGGUAUGUCAUGCGUAGAGAAGAAGCAGAUCCCGGCCGGCUUUACGACGCUGUGAAGAGUCGUGACCUCACCUCUCUACUACAGAUCUACGCCGAGGGAGCUGACCUGACUAAGCCGCUCAUGCUGCCUGAUGGACAGGGCAUCAAGGAGACAGCUCUCCACCUCGCUGUGCGUCUGGAGGAAAGGAGCUCUCUGGCGCUGGUUGAUUUCCUCUGCCAGAACAGCAACUCUCUGGAGAAGAGAACAGCAGAAGGAAACACAGCUCUUCACUACAGCGUCCUGCAUCACAAGCCAGAGUCUCUCAAGUUACUGCUCAAAGCAAAGGCAGCCCUACACACAGUGAACUCCUCAGGAGAGACAGCCCUUGAUGUUGCACGGAAGCUGCAGCACGCGCAAUGUGUUGAACUGUUGGAGCUGGCCCAGAGUGGGAAGUUUAACUCACAGAUCCACGUGGAGUUCAUGUGGGAGACACAGUCCCAGGAGUUUUAUGACAGUGAGGAUGACCUAGAUGAGAGGGUGAGCCCAUUGCCCAAAAACCGUUCUCCUUUGUCCUCAAAUGGAGGUGGGGCCUUUGCCCGCUGGAGUGUGGCUGGUGGUGCCAAUGGGGGUGUGGGGAGCAGACCUUGUCAAACCUAUGAGAAUCUAGACUUCCUAUACAGAAAUCCUCCAGCCAACAGCGCCCCCUCUGGAGCAUCAGCACCACCACCUCCACUGCCAGCUAAAUGCAUCCAGAGAGGUCGCUCUGACCCUCAGAUUUCGGUCACAACACAGGAGGGCAACCCUAUUCCACGACGCUGCUCUAACCCGGCCUCACACUCCUCCAGUCCCCAGACACGUGCCAGACAUAGCUCUCCUUCAGCCAUCACAGAAAACCAAGGCCAGGUGGGAAAACCACCAAGGUCUCCACAUGGACAAGGAGGUCUUUUCAGGGGACAGAAGCAGAGCUGGGAGGGCCAGUCUAGUGCUAGCUCUGGCUCUCAAAGCAGUGUCGCGUCAGCAUCCUCUCAGAACCACAUAGGACCCGUCAGUUCAGAGAAGACCACAUCAUAUCGUCGGACCAGCAGUGGAGGAGGCAGCCAGGGGAAGUGUGGUGUGAUGUCUCCGAGCUGUGUGGGCAGCCAGGAGGAGCUGUACUGCAGCUUAGUGGGGAAUAGUCCAACCCUCACCCUAGCUUCCCCUCCAGCGCCAGCACGGUCAUCCUCACCUACUGUAACCUGUGCCCCACGACCCCGCAGGAACGCAAUGGUUUCUGGCAGCAGGCCACAUCAGAAGCGUGUCAAGGCUUUAGUGGACUGCAGAGCAGUCAGUUCAGAGCAUCUCGCCUUUUUCAAAGAUGAGAUCAUUGUGGUCACGGCCACUCAUGACCCCCACUGGUGGGUUGGCCACAUAGAGGGGGACCCUAGCAGGAGUGGCACUUUUCCUGUCAACUAUGUACAUAAACUGACAGACUGAGGAGACAUGGAAGCAUGAAAGUACUGUAAAGUAACAUCUAGAGGAACUGAACCAAGAUGGGAUACUUACUGGAAAUUUACAGUGGAUUUUAUCAACAGGAGAGGACAGUGUUGUUCUCCUGGAUCUAACUCAAACUUGAGGGUUUGAGCAAACAGAGAAUAUUUCCACAUGAGGAUAUACUAGCCAGACGAUGCCGGUGGAUAUAAAUGGUGCUGUUGUAGGGAUUUAUACCUUUAACAUGUACUCGUCAUGGAAACCAACAAGGGAACUGAAGGCUUUCACAGGCCCAUAAAGCAUCUCAAUCCAAGGACAAUAUUUUCUCUCCUGUUGGUCUGUCCUUGGUUUUUUUAACUGCAUCAUGUUUCUCCACUUGACUCAACUCAUAAACCACUAUUAAUAGGUACAAAUGCAUUUGUGGUUGUGGUGGAAACUGCUCUAAUAUCCAAUAUCUAACCAUUUAAUGAUUGCAAAUGUUUAAGUUGUCCAUACUGAUCUAGGAUCUGUACCUAGAGGUGAAACUUACCUGCAGGGCGAAACCCUCUAAGGCACUUUAAACUUAUUGAGAAAUCUUCUCAGAGCUGUAAAUGUGUACCGAGCCAGGAUGGAGCUGCUCUUUGUUCUGAACGAAAGCUGUCUAGUCUUUUUCUUUUAAAUCACAGCAUACUGUGGACUUGGACUUGAGGUUCAAACCUGCCCAGUGUCUGUUGCAGCCUGCCCUGGGACUCCCGAAGUGGCUCUGUGCCUGCCAGUCUGUCUCCAACAAAGCGGCAGGCGUCUGGGCCACAGGAGGAGAGAUGUGAAACUUCAGCUCAGCCAUCUUGGCUGUAGGCACAGCUCACUGGCUGCAAGGAGAGUGGAGGCUCUAGUUUCUUUUGGCUCCAGGCAUCUGUCUCUGGAGAACCUGGAAAAACAACGGUGUAUUAUAGAAGACGAAGGAGAAGAAAAAAAAAAAAGACUUCGUUCUGCAAGGAAAUGGCACUUAAAAGGAGAGCUUGGUGAUAACGGCACCUCACUGCAGUAAUUUGUUCAGUGAACACACACUUAUAUUGUGGACACGUGUGUAUUACCAGAUAGACACAAGCACACUUGCACUUACUAAACACACAGUAGCAUCCAGGAUGUGGGAUCGUUUAGGGAAGAGAGGAGAGCUGGGAGAUGGAGAGGUGUGACUGCUCCACUUUUUAUACUAUUAACACAUUUCACAGCUAUUACACACAAUUUGUUGUACAUAAUUGUCUCAAAAUGUCCACUGAUGUACUGUAUAUAUAUCACCUGUUUUCUCAUCUGCAUUAUAAAAGGACUGUAUCAUUAUAUAGUGUUACUUCACGUUGGCAGUUUGUUGUGAUUAGAUGUCUUGUUUCCUCUCUUCUUGUUCAUUUGUUUAAACGGCUGUCAGAGUAAAAAGAAGGUUGCAUAAUCAGUGUUCAAAGAGGUUCACUUCUCGCUGCGCUGAAAACAAACAACAGUGACAGAGGCAGACACAGGCAGGAAGCAGGUGUUCGCUUCCUUUUAAAAUCACUCCUGACUUGAAACAAAUUGACGAGGAGUCUGUCUCUGCUCAUGUUGCACCAUUUGUGACUAAGCAAACUAAUUGCGAGACAUAUGUUGUCGGGUAAUUGUGGAGCAGUAAACGACUGUAAACAGAGGCUCAAAUGUAAACAGGUGAAUUAACUUGUCAGUAUACCUGUAACAUACACAUGAAAAAAGUGUUUAAUAAAGUGCCGUUAAGUUUUUUUUUU